UUAAAACAUGAUGUGAUGCUGUCGUCUCCCCCUCAGAUAAGGGAGAUUAAAUGGGCUGAUGUCGGAGGAUGGACAGGGCAGGGUGGAUCUCUGUUGGGAACCAAAAGAACACUUCCUGCAAAGCAUGUUGAAAAAAUUGCUGAGCAGAUGCGAAUGAACAACAUAAAUGCACUCCUAAUUGUCGGUGGAUUUGAGGCCUUUGAGAGUCUGCUGCAGCUGUAUGAGGCGCGCACUACCUAUGAGGAGUUUUGCAUCCCGAUGUGUAUGCUGCCUGCCACCAUAAGUAACAAUGUGCCGGGCACAGAUCUAAGUAUCGGGGCAGACACGGCCCUCAAUGCCAUCGUGGAGACUUGUGACCGCAUCAAGCAGUCGGCAAGCGGCACCAAGAGACGCGUGUUCAUCAUCGAGACCAUGGGGGGCUACUGCGGCUACCUGGCCAGCGUGGGGGGUCUGGCUGCAGGAGCUGAUGCUGCGUAUAUUUAUGAGGAGCCAUUCGACAUCAAAGACUUGCAGGCCAAUGUGGAGCAUUUGACAGAGAAAAUGAAGACCAGCAUUCAAAGAGGACUGGUCCUCAGGAAUGAGAACUGUAAUGAGAACUACACCACAGACUUUAUCUACCAGCUGUACUCUGAAGAAGGCAAAGGAGUGUUUGACUCCAGGAAGAAUGUGCUGGGACACAUGCAGCAGGGAGGAGCACCGUCUCCAUUCGACCGUAACUUUGGAACCAAGAUCUCUGCCAAGGCGAUGCAGUGGGUCACCAAAAAGUUGACGGAGACAUUCAGACACGAUGAAGGCCGAGUGUUUGCUAACACCGAGGACUCCUGCUGUCUGCUGGGGAUGCGGCGCAGGGCUCUGGUCUUCCAGCCCGUCGUACAACUCAAAGACGAGACAGACUUUGUUCACAGGAUCCCUAAGGAGCAGUGGUGGUUGAAGCUGCGUCCCCUGAUGAAGAUCCUGGCGAAAUACAAGACGAGCUACGACGUGUCGGACUCCGGCCAGCUGGAGCACGUCAUACGCAACCGGCCCAAAGAGUCGGACGCCUCGGUAGCCAUGUGAAGAUACGGUGGCCCCCAUAGUGCAGUCAGUCUGAGGCGUGUGUCGUAAAAGAGCUCCAGUAAUAACCCAAACCUCCGUCUCUAUUCGGCCAGUGUUCAUUUCCUGUCUCUGUCAUUUCCUCCCAAUGUCAGUCAUCUCUGUUUCGUCUUGAAAUGAACUGUAAUCUAGCCUCAGCAGUGCUCCUAAUACUAAACACACACACACACACACAUGCAGCAGUCCCACCAUACAUCUCUGUGUCCUCGUUGCCCUGGAUGUUUAGUGUCACUCCUGUUAAAAAUUGCACUUUCUCCGAGAAUAGAUCCUGUAUCUGAAGUAAGACAGGGUGUGUAUCUGCCUAUAGAACCAGUGUGAGGUUCAGCAUAUUUAUGUGAGACUGAUGCAAUACAGUUCUAACGCUGCGAGUCAAAGGAACUGCGUGCUGUGCUUUACACUGAAACUAAUAUUUAUCUUUAUAAAAUUGUUUAUUAUUUUGCUUGUAAACAUGGCUAUAUUAUUAACUGUAGGCACUGCUGUACUAAGUAGCUGUCUGUCCUAUUGCACCAACAAGUUCAAUGUGUAAGAGACUAAUGUUUCCCACAGAAUAAAAUCAGACUUGAGAAGUGUACCCUCUGA
Messenger RNA from Notothenia coriiceps (black rockcod), 1671 nucleotides. RefSeq names its product ATP-dependent 6-phosphofructokinase, platelet type-like. The coding region runs from base 16 to 1056 and encodes 346 amino acids. Gene Ontology annotation, biological process: fructose 6-phosphate metabolic process; fructose 1,6-bisphosphate metabolic process; canonical glycolysis. The transcript has 10 exons. Gene Ontology annotation, molecular function: monosaccharide binding; AMP binding; 6-phosphofructokinase activity. Gene Ontology annotation, cellular component: membrane; 6-phosphofructokinase complex. NCBI's taxonomy places the organism in Eukaryota, Metazoa, Chordata, Actinopteri, Perciformes, Nototheniidae. The record is from RefSeq and is a predicted model, not a curated record.